UUCGUCACUGUGACACUGUGACCUAGAAUUUCAAUUUCCAAAGUUUUGUGUUCUCUAUAGGUCCCUGGGUGAAGCUGAAUGGCCUGACGAAGAAAACUGCGUGAUCGAUGGGAUCAUAGGAUCAAUCACCUGCCUGCAAACUGAUCUGAAACCUGUGAAGUCCAUACCGGGAUGCCAAUCCUGUCCGGUGACUGUUCCGCAUUAUGGUGACAAUACACGCUGCUUCAGUACCCCUAUGUCCUUACUUCAAACCCUGAAAUUUUUCAUUUUCCCGUAGCAGAUUUCGAUCAUGACUUUUUGCUAGCUUAAUUCCCCUUGCUUCGUAAUCUCUUGCUUAGAAUAGACCAGUUCGUUCACUAGGUCAGACAGUAGUACAAGUCUGAUUCAACUUGUAGUACAAGGUCAAACCUUGUACUAGUAGAACAAGGUCAGAGCUACUUGUUGUUCAAAGCUUGUACUUUAGGUACUACAGUUGUAGUACUAGUCGAUUCAACUAGCCGGCUAGAUUGUUCAGUGCUCCACCUUGGACUACAUUGUUAGAUCAGCAAAGAUGGCGUCAGGAGGAGGAAACAGCGGUGUUGACUUCGGGGAGUGCAAGCCCCCGGAAGUUCAACGUAUUGAUUGGAUGUAUGAACAAGAGGUCACACUAACGGAAAAAGAGCAAGAGGAGAAGAUGAAUGAGGAUGCUCUUGCUGCUCUAGCUGCGCAAACCGUCAAUGCCUCAUCAGAAGCAGAUAGGACGGGGAAAGGGUACUUACUGUGAAGAUACUAUUACAACUUCGUGCCUACUGUCGUGUGAUUGAUGUCUACUGAUGAGAUGUGCUUUCGCUUACUCGAACUCAUGUUGUAGGCCGCUAUUUUCUGGAACUUGUCAUACUAGUUCAUUUUUGCUCCAAUCGCUUCUCUCACUGACAAUCUCUCAGGGCUCUCUUCCAGCAACGCGCCAGUGGCAGUGAGCUACUAAACAAAGUCCGAGAUGAUCCCAUGUUCAUGAUCAAGCAAGAAGAAAUGAGAAGAGAAAAACUCCUAGAGGCAAAUCCCUUAGUCCAAGCCCGUCUAGCUGCUGCUAAAGAGCAAAAGGAAGACCGCGAACGACGUGCGGCUGAGAUAAAAGAAAUGGAAAAGAUUAGGAAACGGCAGAGAAAAGAGGAAGAAAAGCGAGCUAAGAAGAUACGGAAAAGGGAAAGUAAAAAGGAGGCGAAGAAGGAGAAGAAGAAACUGAAAAAAGCGAAGAAAAAGGCGAAGAGGCAAGAAAAGCGUGCUAAGAAAGAGAAGAGACGGCGAAAAGGGAAAGAAGUGUCGUCAGACUCAGACACGAGCACAGACAGCGAAUCAGACUCUAGUAGUAGCUCCGAUUCCGGGAGCUCUGACUUCGAGGAUAAACAGCGCGCGCCGCCGAUGUGGUCAGGCGCUUUGCCUCCGCCUGAUGCACAACCUACGCAAACCUUCGGAGCAAACAAGCCUGAGGAGCCUGUGUCAACGGAAACAAGUCUGCAAAACCUUAAGUACAUGUUAGGCCAGUCGCGCUCAGCGGCGCUCUUCGGUGGCGCAGGUCGUGGUGGGGUCAACGCGUUUGAGGAACGGCAAGCGAAAAUGCGGGAACGAGAUCAGAGGAACGCUGAAGCAGCAGGUGCCAACAGUAGACAUGCACACAGGAUAGCACAACAAUCUGGGGAUAGAAAUAACGGACCCUAUGGCCAUGGAGGAGGUGCAAGUAGCAGCGGUGGUGCUAAUAGAGACGGCCAAUAUCGAGAGAUGUCUCUAGAGGAGAAGAGAAAAAGGCUCGAGGACAUGCGCAAUCGAGGUACUGCUUUUGAAAAGAGCAAGCAGAAAACCUUUGCUUCACUCGAAGAGCUGGAAGCUAAGAAAGCAAAGCUCGAAGCCAACGAACGAGAUAAAGUACAGCAAAGAAUCGAUGCUGGUGAAGAGCAUCGGAGUAGUGCUGCAUUCUUGGGGAAAAUGGCGUCACGCGCAUACAUGGACAACGAUCAGGACCUAAAGGGCGCUCUGAAGAGCAGAAGAGGCCGUCAAGAUAAGAAUUUGACGGAUAGAUAUCUGGAAAGGGACUGAUGUGGGUCUUCUCGCCUGGAUAAAACACUCCCUUUGACAGUCAUAGGCGCCCUUUGAUAGUCCUAAGCUCCCUUUGACGUACCCCACACUCCUUUGACAGUCCUCAGCUCACUUAUCCACCUCACAUUCAAUCAUGGAAUGAUCCCUAUUCCUCUGAGUUUCUGGCGAUAACUCGCCGUGCGUAUAAGCAAUCACAAU
Molecule: messenger RNA, 2268 nt
Organism: Amoebophrya sp. A25
Lineage: Eukaryota; Dinophyceae; Syndiniales; Amoebophryaceae
Source: the annotation of a GenBank genome assembly